This is a messenger RNA of Camellia sinensis, 1188 nucleotides long. RefSeq names its product rac-like GTP-binding protein 5. Gene Ontology annotation, molecular function: GTP binding; GTPase activity. The record is from RefSeq and is a predicted model, not a curated record. Gene Ontology annotation, biological process: small GTPase-mediated signal transduction. NCBI's taxonomy places the organism in Eukaryota, Viridiplantae, Streptophyta, Magnoliopsida, Ericales, Theaceae.
AGAGAAUUAAAUGUGUGACCUAAAAAUUUAAACUUCAAGCCUAGACUACAAUGUGUAGUUCAAUAAUAUUAGCUGGCAAAGGGGCUGGCUAGGUCAGCGAGGUCUCAACCGCAUUCGUCUCUCGGCGCACAGUCAGAACCAUCCAACUCUGAAGAAUCAGGAGAACAAGAGUCAAAGACAGGUUCUUGAUCUGGUGCUUUGUCGGUCCAAAUGAGUGCGUCGAGGUUCAUAAAGUGCGUCACGGUUGGUGAUGGUGCUGUCGGAAAAACCUGCAUGUUGAUUUCAUACACCAGUAACACCUUCCCUACGGAUUACGUGCCAACUGUUUUUGACAAUUUCAGUGCAAAUGUGGUUGUGGAUGGGAGCACAGUCAAUCUAGGUUUAUGGGACACUGCUGGUCAGGAGGAUUACAAUAGAUUAAGACCUUUGAGUUAUCGUGGGGCAGAUGUAUUUCUUCUUGCAUUUUCUCUCAUUAGCAAGGCCAGUUACGAAAAUGUUGCAAAGAAGUGGAUUCCUGAACUGAGGCAUUAUGCACCAGGUGUUCCAAUAAUUCUUGUUGGAACAAAGCUUGAUCUUAGGGAUGAUAAACAGUUCUUUGUAGAUCACCCCGGUGCAAUGCCCAUUACCACAGCUCAGGGAGAGGAGCUGAAAAAACUGAUUGGAGCUCCUGCCUACAUAGAGUGUAGUUCGAAGACACAGCAGAAUGUGAAAGCAGUUUUUGAUGCAGCCAUUAAGGUAGUGCUCCAACCACCCAAGCAAAAGAAGAAGAAGAGAAAGGCACAAAAGGUCUGUUCCAUAUUAUGAUCGUGGAAAGAAUAGGCAUGGAAAAAGAGAAGAUGAUCGAUCUAUCAUCAGCCUCUCUUGAUGAAGUCCGUCACUUUUCAAGCCAAACGUUCCAUUUCAAGGAAACAGCAAGCCUUUUGGUGUAUAGUCUUCACUGACUUACUAGGAGGGAUUACUGUGAAAACAGCAGGUGGUUUGUUCUCGCAAAACUGGAUUUUAUGAUAUGUACUUGUAAACUAGGUGUCUUCGACAUCUUGCAUGUCUCUGUUGUUCUGUGUGUUUAGGAUUGUGACAUAUAUUAACCAGAUGUGAUGAAAGAUCCCUACCAUUAGAGAGCUGUUCCCUUGGAUAAACAGGAUUAAAUUAUAUAAUUUGUAUUCUAAUUUUGAUUGAAUGUUGCCCAAA